Neomonachus schauinslandi (Hawaiian monk seal) is the source of this 2370-nucleotide messenger RNA. It is a transcript of the gene ADAM28, whose product is annotated as ADAM metallopeptidase domain 28. Bases 1 to 2370 code for a protein of 789 amino acids. Gene Ontology annotation, cellular component: plasma membrane. The transcript has 23 exons. Gene Ontology annotation, biological process: proteolysis. Gene Ontology annotation, molecular function: metalloendopeptidase activity. The record is from RefSeq and is a predicted model, not a curated record. NCBI's taxonomy places the organism in Eukaryota, Metazoa, Chordata, Mammalia, Carnivora, Phocidae.
AUGGCUUAUGGUAAAGGAGUCCUACAGCUGGGAGGCGGCCAGAACUUCCGUCUGCUGUGCCAUUCCAUCACAGGACCACAGCUCCAAGUAAAUGCUAUCAAAGAACUCCCUGGAGUAAAGAACUAUGAAGUGGUUUAUCCCAGAAGACUUUAUCCACUACAUAAAAGAGAGGUCAAGGAGCCAGAACAACAGGAAAAAUUUGAAACUGAAUUGAAGUAUAAAAUGACAGUUAAUGGGAAAAUCGCAGUGCUUUACUUGAAAAAAAACAAGGGUCUCCUUGCACCAGGUUAUGUGGAAACACGUUAUAAUUCCACUGGAGAGGAGGUCACCACAAGCCCACAAAUCAUGGAUGACUGUUAUUACCAAGGACACAUUGUUAAUGAAAAAGUUUCAGAUGCUAGCAUCAGCACAUGUAGGGGUCUAAGGGGCUACUUCAGUCAGCGAGAUCAAAAGUACUUCAUUGAACCUUUAAGCCCCACAAAUCAGGAUGGACAGGAACAUGCACUCUUCAAGUAUGAUCCCGAAGAAAAGACUAAUAGCACCUGUGGGAUGGAUGACAUAUUAUGGGCACAUGGAUCUCGGCAGAGUGUGGUUCUACCUGCCACCAGUCUGGUGAAAUCCAAAGACCAGAAGGGUCCAGAGCAUAAGAAAUACAUAGAAUAUUAUUUGGUGCUGGAUAAUGGUGAGUUUAAAAAGUACAGUCAAGAUCCAGAGGAAAUAAGAAAGAGGGUGUUUGAAAUGGCCAACUAUGUCAACAUGCUUUACAAAAAGCUCAAUACUCAUGUGGCCUUAGUUGGUAUGGAAAUCUGGAAUGAUGAGGAUAAAAUAAAGAUAACCCCAAAUGCAAGCUUCACCUUGGAAAAUUUUUCUAAAUGGAGGGGAAGUGUCCUCCUCCGAAGAAAACAUCAUGAUAUCGCUCAGUUAAUCACAGCAACAAAACUUUCUGGAACAACCGUGGGCCUUGCUUUCAUGUCUACAAUGUGCUCUCCUUAUCAUUCUGUUGGCAUAGUUCAGGACCACAGUGACAACAUGCUUAGAGUAGCAGGGACCAUGGCCCAUGAAAUGGGUCAUAACUUUGGAAUGUUUCAUGACUCCUAUGUUUGCAAGUGCCCUUCUACAAUAUGUGUGAUGGACAGAGCACUAAGCUUCUAUAUACCUACAGACUUCAGUUCCUGCAGCCGCAUCAGCUAUGACAAGUUCUUCGAAGAUAAAUUAUCAGAUUGCCUUUUCAACGCUCCAUUGCCUACAGAUAUCAUAUCCAUCCCAAUCUGUGGGAAUCAGUUGGUAGAAAUGGGAGAGGACUGUGAUUGUGGGACUCCUGAGGAAUGUACCAACAUUUGCUGUGACGCUAAAACUUGUAAAAUCAAAGCAAGUUUUCAAUGUGCAUUAGGAGAAUGCUGUGAAAAAUGCCAGUUUAAAAAGGCUGGUGCAGUGUGCAGACCAGCAAAAGAUGAGUGUGACCUGCCGGAAAUGUGUGAUGGCAAAUCUGGUAUUUGCCCUGAUGAUAGAUUCCGAGUCAAUGGCUUCCCCUGCCAAAAUGGAGAGGGCUACUGCUUGAUGGGGAUGUGCCCCACACUGCAAGAGCAGUGUACUGACCUGUGGGGACCAGGGACCAAGGUUGCAGACAAAUCGUGUUACAGCAGGAAUGAAGGUGGGUCAAAGUAUGGGUACUGUCGCAAAGUGGAUGACACACACAUUCCCUGCAAAGCAAGUGAUGCCAUGUGUGGGAAGUUGUUCUGUCAAGGUGGGUCAGAUAAUUUGCGCUGGAGAGGACAUAUAGUAACUUUCCUGACAUGUAAAACAUUUGAUCCUGAAGACAACAGUCAAGAAAUAGGCAUGGUGGCCAAUGGAACUAAGUGUGGAAACAAGAAGGUUUGCAUUAAUGCAGAAUGUGUAGAUAUCGAAAGAGCCUACAAAUCAACCAAUUGCUCCUCCAAGUGCAAAGGACACGCUGUGUGUGACCACGAGCUCCAGUGUCAGUGUAAGGAAGGAUGGACCCCUCCUGAUUGUGAUGACUCCUCAGUGGUCUUCCACUUCUCCAUUGUGGUUGGGGUACUGUUCCCUGUGGCCGUCAUAUCUGUGGUGGUUGCUAUAGUAAUCUGGCAUGAAAGCACCAGAGGAAAGCAGAAGGAAGUUCAGAGGCCACUGUUUACUACUGGCAGCACGCCUCGCAGACAGAGGAGGAACCCACAGACGGUGAAGGAUGUUCAGCCCCAAGAGAUGAGUCGGAUGAAGCUCCAUGCACCUGAUCUGCCGGUAGAGAGCAAUGAGCCUCCAGCUUCUUUCCAUAAUGCCACAAAAGUACUUCCCUCUACUGUUUUUAAGGAUAAAAUAAUGUCAACACCUAAGGGUUCCAAUCCAAAAGUCUGA